UCUUUAUUUUUUAAAUCAUUUUCAUGUUUUGCAUUGAAGGAGAAAAAGGAUCAUGGGGUAACCUAUAUGAGUAGCUAAAUAGCUCUGUCUACCAGCCCUACAAUAAACCCCACCUUUAUGAGUGCUCGGAUUUUAUUGAAACUGUCUAGGAAAGGUGUUGAUUAAAAUUAUGGAGUCUGUUAGGAAUUACUGGGAGAUGUUUUUAAUAUUUAAUCUGCCGUCACUGAAAUAAAUGGGGUGUGCAAAAUAUAAAAAAAAACAUACCCAGUACGACAUUUAAUACACCAAAAACUACAGUCUUAAACAUUACCACGUUGAAUCAACAUCUGUCAGGCUCCACCAACCUCUCAACAAAAUCUGAACAUAAUAACCUAGCUGGGUGUACCUGGGUGGGAUAUGGGAGUCACAGUAACCCUCUGGGGAUCAGUAAUAAUGUUUAUGUAUCAUGGAGGUUUUUGUAUAAUGCGUGCUGUGCCAGACAAGCCGCCUUUGCCUCAUUCGCGUCAAAAAUUACCAAUUACGGGUAAUUUCGAACAAAUGUUACUCAUAGAUUCAGUUUUAUUUGUAAUUUUAAUUGUUCUGUUGUGAUCAUUCAGGUGACCAAAAUCGCAGACAUAAAUACAGCUUAUGUUUCACAUGAUUGUGGUCAUACUGAGGAGAGGUAUUUGGUUAUUCUCAACGUGUUGACGAUGGUCACCCGUGACUGCAAAAUCUCCGGCGCGGCAGAUGAUCACCCAGCGGUAGCAGCGGCCUCCAUUUUAACUUCGACACCGAGCCAUACCUCACGUGUCCUGGGCUGUCUCUCUCACAUGACCCCAGUGUUUGUUCCCGUGAUCAGCACUUCCAUCUCCGUCUGUGACACCGAAUAUCACUGUUUAUUCAGACCCUGAUGGAUAUGCUUGAACGGAGUCUGGACAGCGCAAGACUUUAGGCAAAGAAGUGAAAGACUGUCAGCUGGAUGGCGGACUAGUUCUGUUCCCAAAGCCGAUGUCCAGUUGUGAAAGACAUGCCAAGAAAAGCAAGAAGAAGAAGCUGUCCAGGCAGCUGAAGGUGACAUAUCGUGUUGUUCAGGUGACAGACCAGCAACUUGAGGGAAGAGAUGAUGGGGCAGGAGCAAUGAGUGUUGUCUCAACAACUGGCUUCACUGGGGCCUCUCAGGCUGUGACUCAGACUGUGAUCCAAAACCCAUUCAGUAAUGGAGGAAGCCCAGCAGGAGAGGCGAUGGGGGGGGAGACACGCUUUGCUUACUUCCCUGCAACCGCGGUGAGCGACGGGACUGUGUCAGUGCAGGCCACUACAGACCCCACACUUACUCAGGCAGGGGGUCAGUUUUACGUGAUGAUGACCCCCCCUGAUGUAAUUCAGACAGCCACUGCGAGAACCAUUGCCCCACGCACGCAGCCCUACCCUGUGAAAAUGGAUGGACCACGAACACCAAGAGAUGAAAGGAGAAGAGCGCAACAUAAUGAAGUUGAGAGGCGGCGAAGAGACAAGAUCAACAACUGGAUUGUCACCCUUUCUAAGAUAAUCCCAGACUGCAGUAUGGACAGCACCAAGACAGGAGCAAGCAAAGGAGGCAUCCUGUCCAAAGCUUGUGAUUACAUCCAUGAGUUGAGGCAAAACAACCAACGACUGCAGGAGAGUCUGAAGGAAGUGGAGAGGAUACAAGUGGACAAUGAGUUGUGCAGGCAGCAGAUUGAAGAGCUGAAGAAUGAGAAUGCUUUGCUCCGAGCGCAGCUCCAGCAGCAUGGUAUUGAGAUGGUUGGAGAGACACCACCACAGUGACAGAGGGACGGAAGGAACGCCGAGGAGAACCAUCACUCCAACACAUACUCAACAUAGUGGAAAAGAAGGCGAGAUGAUUUAAAAAAUGACUUGUGAAGAAUCACUUUGCUGUUAGUGGAUGCAUCUUCCCUGGGUUCCCAGGGAACUUUCAGCAUCCAGUUGUGGCUGAACUUGACUGUUCCAGUCCUAAUGAGAUAACCACCCGUUACGGCUCAGCAGAAAUGUGCUCCAAGAAAUGAGGCGCACUCGCCACCACCAGAACGCUUUGCUCGCACUAGCUAUGAAAGAGAAUUUUGUAUUCAUGUAGCCUCGUUCAUGGACUAUAAUGUUUGUCGUUUUGUUCCCUGUUUGUGUGUUGUUGUUUUUUUCAAUAAUUAAUUUGGAUUUAGUUCCUGCUUUUAUUCUGGUUUUCUUUACAUUGUUUUUUAUCUGGUUUAAUUUAUUAAUCCACUUGCUGAUAGAAGCCUCAAUGGAUACCAGUUACAUGGAAGCUCAUCCCCCUCAGAGAAGCACAUUGAGUCUGAAGUGUGCACAACAUUGAGUUUAUAGACAGAAAUAAUGUGGUACACACAGGAUAGCUAGUCCCAAAGACUGUGCUGGCCUGUGCUUUUGGGCUGAUUUAUGUAAAUAGGACUUUUCAUGUUUUAAUACAGAUGUUAUAGAGGGUUAGAGCAGAUUAUCUCUGGGUGUAAACAAUCAAUGACUCAUAAACUUUAUGCUGGCACUUUGUCAAACAUACCAUGAAUUGUGUGUAAUCAAGAAGCUUGAUUUGGACAAAAAAGUUACAUAUUUGAAUUGCUGGGAAUUUGCUUAGCCAGAAAAA
Monopterus albus (swamp eel) is the source of this 2608-nucleotide messenger RNA. RefSeq names its product upstream transcription factor 2, c-fos interacting-like (gene usf2l). The record is from RefSeq and is a predicted model, not a curated record. Gene Ontology annotation, biological process: regulation of transcription by RNA polymerase II. Gene Ontology annotation, molecular function: RNA polymerase II cis-regulatory region sequence-specific DNA binding; DNA-binding transcription factor activity, RNA polymerase II-specific; protein dimerization activity. The coding region runs from base 988 to 1785 and encodes 265 amino acids. Lineage: Eukaryota; Metazoa; Chordata; Actinopteri; Synbranchiformes; Synbranchidae. The transcript is spliced from 10 exons.